Molecule: messenger RNA, 1640 nt
Organism: Prorocentrum cordatum
Lineage: Eukaryota; Dinophyceae; Prorocentrales; Prorocentraceae
Source: the annotation of a GenBank genome assembly
AUGCUUGCCUUCAACUCCGUGGUGCUGGCCCUGGUCAGCGCGGCCUGCUUGUGCGCGGCGGACGAGGGGGACGCUCUGCUGGUCGAACUCGCGCAGGAGGUGCUCGACAAUGCCGAGCUGAUCCUGCCCAAUCCCUGGAACGUCGUCGCCAACACCCCGUCGGACAGGGACGUGGGCACCGUCACCGAGCACGAGUGGGCGCCGGCCUACGCGCUCGAGGUGGCCCCGUGCUCGCUCGAGACCGCGGCCGAGAGCAGCGGCGGCGCGCCCACGAUCGCCAUCCGCAGGAUUCUGCAGUCGGAGUCCAAGAACUCCACCGGGCCACCUCCGGCCUACCGCAUGGGGCUCUCCGCCGGAGGCGCAGCUGUGAGGCGCCUCAACGGCAUGGAGAACCCGUCGGCGGCGACGACCGUCUGGGGCUGGCAGAAGCACAAGUACCAGGUGCUGAAGGAGUGGAUGGACACGCAGAUCGCAACCGUCGGCUCGCAGAGUCUGAUGGCCCUCACUGCCAGUGGCGAGAUGCUGUUUGCUGGCUGCGAUGAAGCCACGAUCCAGUCAAAGUACAACCAGAUCCUCGCCGCUGUCGGUAACACCCAGACGAUCGUGAUGGCUGCAGAGGUGAGCCCCUUCCAUGAUGACUUGGGCUAUUCGUACGCGACCACCACUGGCAUCGACAAUGCCAGGAGCACGUUCUUCGCGAACACGGGUCUUGACGACACUUGGGCCACGACUCGUACCACGACGCCCUGCACCAACGGGGUCUGUAACAGUCCGCCCCUGUACCAGUUUGCAAACUCAGCCUUCAUCAUGGGCCCCGUCGGGGACGUCGCAGAGAUGCUCUCCGAGAUGAGCACCUGGGACGACUCGCUGGAGCGCCUGGUCAGCCAGUAUUUCCUCAAGAACCCCGACAAGGUGGCUCUCGACUACGCUGGCUACCUGGUGAUGUCUCUGCACAACAUGAAGCUGGACACGAAUAUCCCCGUCGAGGUGCAACUCGUCGACGGCAAGAAGAUCAUCCACAACAAGGUGACCAACGACAAAGUGUGCUUCGUGCACGGCGGCGGGAACUCGUUCAGUCAGCUCAAGACUCUUGCGCAGGAGCUGCUCGUGUGAUGUCGCGCUGGCGAGGCUGGAGGCCGAGCGCGCCCCGACGCCCCGCUCCUCGCUCGAGCCCUGAGGGGCUGCCGCGCCUCUGUGCAGAGCCGAGCGCCCGGGCCUCCUCGGGAGCGCGUCCCGGCCAGGAUCCCUCGAGGGGCCCCUUGUCCGCCGCCGCGGAGCGACGAGGGCGCCCCCCGCGAGGUCGAGCAGCGCGCCAAAGGCGAAGCGAGAAGCCUCGAUCUUCGGAGCCUCUCGAUCCUCCGAGCCCCGAGGCCACCGCCCUUCUUCCUCUGCGCGCGGCGCUCCCCCCCGUGGGCGCUCAGCCCCGGGAGGACCCCAUGCCUUUUGACAGCAGCGCGCGGAGCGAGGAAAAAGGGGUCAUCCAUCUGUGGCGAUUGACAUGAGGACGUUUUCGCGACUGGUGGCGGACACACCGAUGAGCUACCAUGCCAUCUCCCGUCCCCGACCUCGAUCCUUUCCCCCUCCAACUCCCGUGUAGGGGAUUGACUACAGAAUUGAUUUACCCCGAUUGUGAUUCCCGC